CUGUACGCCCUGCGCCUCAUACCACUAUGCAUAUUCUGAGAAGUUCGUACAGUUCUCAUAGAACGCAAGGCAAUGAAUAACUAUACCUUCUCCGACGGCACGUUUACUCCUAAAGGCAGCCACGUCUCAACCUCGAGAAUGGUGACACACGUCGGUCGCGAGAACUACGACGAGGCAAGUGUCUUCAACCCGUGGCGGUUUUCCGAUAUGCGCAACGAGACAGGCGAAGGCACGAAACAUCAGAUGGUUAACAUCAAUAUGCAAUACCUUCCGUUUGGCAUCGGAAAGCACGCUUGGUGAGUAUUAUCUCUAG
Phanerochaete carnosa HHB-10118-sp is the source of this 313-nucleotide messenger RNA. RefSeq lists its product as uncharacterized. NCBI's taxonomy places the organism in Eukaryota, Fungi, Basidiomycota, Agaricomycetes, Polyporales, Phanerochaetaceae. The transcript has a single exon. Gene Ontology annotation, molecular function: oxidoreductase activity, acting on paired donors, with incorporation or reduction of molecular oxygen; iron ion binding; heme binding. The record is from RefSeq and is a predicted model, not a curated record. The coding region runs from base 73 to 300 and encodes 75 amino acids.